AUGGCGGGGAAGCGCUUGAAAGUGUCCGGGGACAUCCAGACGCUGACUCCGGCGCAGCGAGAGGCGCUGAGCGAGAUCAUCAGCGACUCCAUGAAUACUGGCGGUCUGAUCGCCUGGCGCAAGUUGACCGAGAGUCCGACGUUCGCCGGCGUGGCGUACGACACGCUUCGGCGCGAGGGGAAAGCGGUCAAGCGGCAGCUCUCCAAGCAGGGACUCGAGUCUUUCGUCCCCACCAAGCGCCACAUCAGCGAGCUGGACGAGGACCCAGCUGAGCCGGAGCCGCAGGACGACCAAGUGGCGGAGCUGGAGGCGCUGGUGGCUCACAAGGACAAGCUCAUAGCGGACGGCGUGAGGCAGAUCAAGACGCUCAAGCAGAAGGUCACGGGGCUCGACGCGGCCGUCGCCGAGAGGGACGAGCAGCUCGCGGAGCAGGAGAAGCUGCAGAAGCAGGUGGAGGCGCUCCAGCAGUGCAUCAGUGAGCUCAGCGCCAUCAUCGCCAGCAAAGAUGUGCAGCUGGAAGAGGCCAACGCCCGUUAUGAUACGCUGCUGCAAGGCGUUCGGCAGCUGGCGUCCGAGGGGUAG
This is a messenger RNA of Phytophthora sojae, 582 nucleotides long. RefSeq lists its product as hypothetical. The record is from RefSeq and is a predicted model, not a curated record. Lineage: Eukaryota; Oomycota; Peronosporomycetes; Peronosporales; Peronosporaceae. Bases 1 to 582 code for a protein of 193 amino acids. The transcript has a single exon.